AUGGCGGUCCGUAUAAUCCUCGAUAGGCCGCAUGCAUACUUUACAAACCUCGAUUACAUCACCGGUAAAGCGGUGUUAUCUCUCACGACCGAAACGUCCAUAGCUUCCAUUGUCGUGAAGUUGGAAGGAGAGAGUCGCACCCGUCUAGCCUCGGCAAAGUAUCCGCAUAACGAACGAUCGGACAAGAAACGGACAGAGAUCGAAUUGCACAAGCUGCUAUACAAGGUCGUCACGGUUUUCCCGUCGCCAGAGAUACUGGAACAUGCAUCGCCUAAUUCAUUCUAUACCCUAUCGCCGGGCAUGUAUGAGUAUCCGUUUCAGUUCAAAUUUCCGUUUAACACCGACUGUAUCGAUAACCAGCUGGCCACAAAUUUAAAUAUGGCUGGUAUACGGGUGGAGGUUGCUAGAGAUACAAAUCAGCAUAUCAGGAGGACGCUUCCGCCUUCGUUGAGCGGGUUUCCGGGCGAAGCCGAGAUCAAGUAUUAUGUCAAGGCAACCGUGGUGAGACCGCAAUUCUACAAGGAGAAUUACAGAGGGUUUGCGGAUUUCAAAUUCCUGCCUAUUGAACCGCCGCGGAAGAAGGAGGUUGAUAAGGAGUUCUACGCGAGACGAGAACAUCAGUUCAAGUCCAGACUGCCACAGUCACCGCGGGAGAAAAAGGGCCUCUUUAAAGGCAGCUCUGAAAACGAUUUGCUUCCUCGUUUCUCCGUUGAUGCACGCCUGCCCAGCCCGCCAAUAUUAACAUGCAACGAACCGAUACCGCUCCGAAUAUUGAUCAAGAAGCUCAAUGACAGUACCGACACUGUUCAUUUCCAACUUCUUCAGUUAGAACUUAUAUCCUACACUCAUGUUCGCGCGCAGGACCUUUCCCGUUCCGAGAGUGGGAGCUGGGUCAUUAAUACCCGAAGUAAUAUCGGCAUGCCGCUAGGCAAUGGUAGCGAACGAGCAGGUAAAGAGUGGAAAGUGGAUGCGGAGAUGUGGAAUCGUAUACCGCUACCUAGUUCCGUCCCACCCUCGUUUGAGACCUGUAACCUGUCGAGGACGUAUGAGCUUGAGAUAAGGGUCGGACUGGCCCAUGGGCCGACCGGGUCGAAGCAAGAACUUGUCGUCCUGCCGCUACGUAUGGCAGUGCAGGUCUUCUCUGGCAUCGCUCCGCCUCAAGCCCUACUUGACGCAAUGAACGGUCAGCCGUCAAAGGGACCUAUGCCAGCACCCGUACAGAGCCCAGUCUCCGGCUUUGGCAACCAUAUACCGCCCAGCCAACCCAUGCACAGCCCCGGUCCUGGUCCAGGCCCUGGCCCGAUGAACCCGGCAAUACCACCUCCCCAACCCCCGCGCCCAAGUCCAGCGACAUAUCCUAUACCCAUGGAAAAUUAUGAAGAAGCUCCCCCGCCCAGUUACGAGGAUGCGAUGGCGGAUGCUCUUGCGCCAGUGGAUGGCCCCAGGCGCGAGUAUAACCCACUUGCCGCAACACAACGUUCUUCAUCAUGGACUGCAACUGAUGCUAGGACUUCAGUAUCCCCCGGUAAUCCCAGAAGCAACAGCUUCGGCAGCCCCUCUGGCCCCGGUGGUUACGAUAUAGAUUCAAAGAGCGACGAACGAUUAUUUCCCAGCGAGGCCGAAUCACACUCUCCUACGUUUGCGUUCACGAGCAUCCCGCCUGUAUCGGUUGAGAGAGACACCACCACCGCAGCCGAGGAGAACGGCUCCCCCUCCACCACACCUUGGUAUGCCGGCUAG
Arthroderma uncinatum is the source of this 1740-nucleotide messenger RNA. RefSeq lists its product as uncharacterized. Gene Ontology annotation, molecular function: ubiquitin protein ligase binding; protein-macromolecule adaptor activity. Gene Ontology annotation, biological process: ubiquitin-dependent endocytosis. The coding region runs from base 1 to 1740 and encodes 579 amino acids. NCBI's taxonomy places the organism in Eukaryota, Fungi, Ascomycota, Eurotiomycetes, Onygenales, Arthrodermataceae. Gene Ontology annotation, cellular component: cytosol; plasma membrane; cytoplasm. The transcript is spliced from 6 exons. The record is from RefSeq and is a predicted model, not a curated record.